CAAAGCCAAAUGUUUUUUAUAUUUGCAAAUAAAUGCAAACGACAAAAUAGGCAUCAAAUAAUGAAUAAUUUGUGAAAAAUCGCGAGAAAACAGUGAUAUUAUGUACAACGAUUAUAUGCAGUGGUUUUGUGUGUAUAUAUGUGCGAAAGUUGAAGUGUUGUUAUUGUUUUUACUGAACAAAACUUACAGACGGCACAUAAGGAAGCCGCAGACAAAUUGUGUUUUACCGACGGCAAAUGAAAAAUCAAGUUAAGGAAGUUUCUGAAACUCAAACAACUUACUACUAUACAAACUACAAGCUAAGAACUUAUCUCUAAAGCGAAAAACAUGUUGAAACAUCCUCCUCCCUCAGGCCAUUGCCGGCUCUGUGUAAAAAACUGUAAUGAUCACCAUCGCAGCCUCUAUGAUGAGACAGGUCAAGCUAAUGCGAACCAUGAUCUUGUAGGCAAAUAUUUUACUAACGCAAUGUUGAAUAUGGAAUGGGAGGGACACCUUCAUUAUGUCUGCGGGAAAUGUUGGCAGUAUAUCUGGGAGUUCCAUCAAUUCCAGCAAUCGGUUAUUGAGGCGCAGAAAGUAGCGACAAAAGAAUUUGAACAAGUUGUUAAGGUGAAAUCUGAACAGGAGUGGCAUAAUGACCAGGAUUUUUUUAGUACUGAGGAUUUAAUAAAAUCUGUGGAAGAACAAUUGGAUUUGCAUAAUGACCAGGAAUUUGUUAACUCUGAAGAUUUAAUGAAAUCUACGGAAGAACAACUCGAAUGGCAUAAUGUCCAGGAAUUUAUCGCUAGUUAUGAAGAUUUAGUGAAAUCUGCAGAAAAACAAUCGAAGCUGCAAAAUGUCCAGGAAUUUGCUAACACUGGAGAUUUAACGAAAGCUACCCCACUUACCUUUGUUAUAAAAUCUGAAGAUCCUUUGGACCUCAACAAUGAUUAUGAAGAGAUGUCGCUUCAGGAUGGCCACCACCAGUUAGCGGAUGAAGAAAUGGCUCAUAUGGCCAGUAGCAAAGAAAAUACAUCCUUGAGGCAAGACGAUGCAUACAAUGACGAUUAUAGUUCGAAUAAUGAAAUUCCCUCAUCAUCUUUGGAUCAAACCAACCUUUGCUCUUCAGAGGAAUUUGACGAGUUGGUAGCUUUAUGGCGAACCUCCUUAAGGUGUGAAAUUUGCCAUCAGCUAGUGGCCAGCUAUUCUCAGUUGGAGGAACAUUUUAAAAAACAACAUGCCUCAGUGGUUUGUUAUCUCAUGUGUUGCCAAAUGAAACUGGAAUAUCGUUACGAUAUUGAGCAACACAUACACUAUCAUAAUGCCCCGAAGCAUCUCCGAUGUGAGACCUGUUGCAAAUCUUACCGUUUUGUGGAAUAUUUGAGAAAUCACAUAAGAAAGGUCCACACCCGCGAGGGAAAUGAUAAAAAUGCUAAAGACAGCGAAACGCUGGAAGGGAAUUAUCAUUGCGACAAGUGUCCGAAGACCUUUGCAAAGAAUAGCAAUUUGAGAAAACACAGUAUUGUCCAUAAACCCACGACUCUUGAAUGUAACAUUUGUGGAAAAUCCUUUAGCAGUAAGAGUGUAAUGCGCGAGCAUUUGGCUAGACACAUGGGCGAAAAGAAACAUGGCUGCUCGUUUUGUCCCAAGGCAUUUACCAGGCGAUCUUAUAUUGGUCGACACAUGAGAGCAUCUCAUCCCCAGGAAUGGAAGAAGAUGCAAAACGAGGCGGAACGAGUUGAAAAGGCUUUGCCACCUUUUAAAGAUAAUCAAAUGAUCCUGGAUUCGUUGAAGCUCUCGGAAAUCAUGUUCAUGUACACAUGUCCAGUUUGCUGCAGGUUAUACGAGACGAAACGGCUCCUUCACUUCCACAUAAGACGCAUGCACCAAAAUAGGCCCGCAAACAUCAACUUGCAAGCUCUAAACAGUUUUUGCUCUUUAAAUAAGUUUUUGCUCUUUAACUAUUUAAUUGAGCGCACUUCCAAGGGAGCAUUCCGAUGCAAAGUAUGUUUCAAGGAAUGCGAAAGCACAAAUUCCCUAUCCAACCACAUUACCAGUGAGCAUCCCAAAAUAGCAAAACUCGAGCAAGAAUCAAUGGCGACAACAGAGGACCAUGGCGACGAAGAAGAAGACAUAGAAAACAUUCAACUGGAAGAUCAUAUCAUACGCAUGGAUUCUUUUAAACGCUACCUCACCGUCAUAUAUAAAUGCAAAUUAUGUCCUAAAUUAUAUGAGGAAAAGCGAACUAUGUUUGCCCAUUUGCGGCGCACACACAAGCAAAGUUUCUGCCAUGAUUCCAUUAUAACCAGAUUUCAAACGGAAGGGAAGGAGACUGAAGUUGCCUCCCGCACCAAAUUUAGAUGUGAUCUUUGUUCCACGGAAUAUGAAAAUCGAAGCUCCAUACUUUCCCAUGUCAGGAAGAUUCACAAGCGAACAACUCAAAAAUUAGAUGAGGCUACUGAUCCAACUUAUACAAAACUAUUAGCGCGUUUGAAUGUGGCUACCGUAGAAAUUGCACCCAAGACAAGUGAAAGGAAAGUAACACCAAUGCCGCCAAAUGCUUUAUACAAAUGCCCAUUUUGUCCUAAGCAAUAUAAAACGAAUAGCUCGCUUAAUGUUCACACAAGACGCAAUCACAAAAAUAAAACGCAACUACAGUAUCGGAACUUAUAUGAGCCCUCCCUUAAUGGUGGAUUCCGAUGCAAAAUAUGUUCCAAGCUCUUUAAAAAGAAAUAUUCACUAUACGGCCACAUUUGGCGUCUGCAUCCCCACAAGUUCAAAAAGGGCCCACAAGUGGUAGAGGAAACCCCUGCCACCACCAACACCACCAGUGUAUUGUAUAGAUGCAAAUUUUGUACUAAAACCUUUGACAAGAUCUUCUUCUUGAAUAUCCAUUUGCGGCGGACUCACAAUAAAGGUUCAAAACAUGAAUCCUUGUUCAUCAAAUAUCUGGUGGGUUCUGAAAAUCCCCCCCGUAUCCAGUAUAAAUGUAAACUUUGUUUCAAGGAGUAUGACAAUCGUUACUCCAUCUACAGUCAUGUCAGAAUGAUUCAUAAUCAAGACACACUCUACAACAAGAUUGUAGUGACGAAGACAACUGAUGAAACCAACACAGGGGCAGAUAAUGUUGCUUUAAAUAAAGAAGAAGAAACGGUGGAUUCAUUGAUGUCCCCUGUGGAGGGUAAAGAGUCGAAAGAUGCAAAUGCAACAAGCUCUGGUGUGAAGAUAGAAGAAUUUUCGCCUGAGUCAUAUACCUUGGGAAAUGAGAAAAUGGAAGUUAAUGAAAUGCCACCAGAAUUUGAAGAUGUUACAUGGGAAACUGAAGAAUUCAUAAAAUCCGAAAACGAAUUUAUUGACCUAUAAGCAGAGAGACCUCAACCCAUAGUUGGAGUAUUGAGAAAACAAAACAACCAAAAAUUUCAUAGUUUUAAUAAGCGCAAAACCUUUGCAAAUGACUUUUGUUAGUUUGAGAUAUUCAGAUAUAUGUUCUCUCACUAUAGCGUCAGAUGAUUUUGUGUUUAAGCCAGAGAAAUUCUGAAAUGAUAUAUGAAAUUUCAUCAAAUUGCACAAUAGGAUCGAUGGGUUGAUUUUGAUGGGUUUCAUUUUUAUACCCGCCAUGAUAGGAUAGGGAGUAUAUUCUUUUGUCAUUCUGUUUGCAACACAUCGAAAUAUCCAUUCUAAGAUGAUUUAACCAUGUCCGUGUGUCUGUCCUUCUGACCGUAACGCUACAGUCUUUAAAAAGUGAGAUAUUCAGUUGAAAAAAAAUCCUACCUACGCCCCUUCCCUGUAACAGCAUUUGCAAAAUCAAGUUGGUUUUUUGAAUUUUUUGGAUAUCAAUAAUGCGAUUUUAAAGCAAUACUCUAAGGGUACUUUUAUUACCCUUUGCCUUUGGGAAGGCUACUUUUAUUACCCUUUGCCUUUGGGAAGGCUACUUUUAUUACCCUUUCCCUAUGGAAGGGUACUUUUAUUACCUUUCCCCUAGGGGAAGGUUACUUUUAUUACCCUUUCCCUUGGGGAACGGUACUUUUAUUACCCUUUCCCUUGUGGAAGGGUACUUUUAUUACCCUUUCCCUUGGCCCCGACAUCGGACCUGGUCUUAGACCUAAAACAGCGCAUUCAUUACCCUUUUCGCUGAAAUUUGCUGUAUCAGGAAUCCCGACAUCUGUCUUGAAUAAGGUCCAGAUCAGGCUAUAUUUAGAUAUAGCUCCCAUAUAGACCGAUCUUCAGCUUUAAGUUCUAAAGACCAUAAAAGGCGUAUUUAUUAUCUGAUUUCGCUCAAAUUUGUAACGGUGAGCUGUUUUAAGGCAACCGACAUCUGGCCCAGAUAUGGUUCAUAUUGGACAAAUUUUCAAUAUAGCUACCAUAUAGAUCGAUCAACCAAUUUAGACCUUAACCAUAUAUACGGCGCAUUUAUUAUCCGAUUUGGGUGAAAUUUGAAAUUGUGAGUUGUAUUAAGUUUCCUGAAAUCCGAUCUGAAUACAGUCCAGAUCCGAUCAUAUUUAGAUAUAUCUCCUAUACAUAUAGACCGAUCUGCCGAUUUAGGGUCUUAAAAACAGCAUUUUUUAACCGAUUUCGCUGAAAUUUGGUACUGUCACUUGUAUAAAGC
Messenger RNA from Stomoxys calcitrans (stable fly), 4582 nucleotides. RefSeq names its product zinc finger protein 816. NCBI's taxonomy places the organism in Eukaryota, Metazoa, Arthropoda, Insecta, Diptera, Muscidae. The coding region runs from base 328 to 3339 and encodes 1003 amino acids. The transcript is spliced from 3 exons. Gene Ontology annotation, molecular function: zinc ion binding; RNA polymerase II transcription regulatory region sequence-specific DNA binding; DNA-binding transcription factor activity, RNA polymerase II-specific. The record is from RefSeq and is a predicted model, not a curated record. Gene Ontology annotation, cellular component: nucleus. Gene Ontology annotation, biological process: regulation of transcription by RNA polymerase II.